AAUCGAAAAAUACUCAAUCGCAGACGACGUGGGGGAAAUGGGCCAAUAUUGUGAGAAGAUUAAGAUGUCUUUCUUGUUAGGAAACACGUCAUAGGUUCAAUAUGUAAAGUUUCUUUUCUUUUGGAAUCCACUGUCGCUGAAUAUGAAUUGGUAUCCAUUUUUCAUUCUUGCUAGCUGUGUGAUGCUCCAGGUGUCGAUGACUCCUUCUGAAGAUAGAGAAAAAUUAAACCUAGAUAAAAAAUACACAGAAAAGUACACCAGAAGACGGUAUCUGAAUUUCAAAGGAAGUGCCAAGGUUGUCGGCGAUGCAAAAGUAGUUACACUCUCGUGUAAACCUAAUUUGAAGAUUAAGCACGAAGAUGGACGCCUCUUUUUCAAAGCAUGGAUUAUUGCAAGCAAUUAUUUUUUUAUGCGGUGGUCACCAAACGACAGUGGUACAAGUAGUGACAGCGACUACUACACCAUUGCUGAUGUUUAUUACAAGGACAAGGCGAAACUAGGUUUGAACAACAUCAGAUGGGAAUCAACUGCUGGUUUUGACAAGAUGUCAACUCCUUACACGAUAGCACUGGAAAAUCGAAACAUUCACGAAGACGUUGUAUAUGAUAAGUUUAAAGGUUUCAUGAACUUGUAUCUGAUCCUCCACCGCUGUGAUCCCGUCCCCGGGACCUUCCUCUGUGAGAACGUCGUAUACGCCCAUUACGUAAUGCCGCCCCGCAUGGUCAUACUAUCGGAUUUCUUUUCCUUCAAAGCAGAUAAAGUGAAAUGCCCGGAUUACAAGUACGACAACGGCUUUCACAAAAUGGACAGCUUAUCUGUAGAAUAUCGCAAAAUGAUGGAGAAGAGUUUCAACCGAGAAGAUUUUGGAAUGGCAAAAAUGAUAUUUCGGGAAGUGAAAGGAAGCGGAAAGAGAAAAUACAGCGUGCAGUGCAAAGUGGAACCAAAAUAUUUGAAGGACGUGACGAAAGUGGCGGGAUUUUACAUCUUCUACCAGCCCUUCAGGAUGGUCCCUCAAGCGCGUGUCCUUCUGGCUGGGUUCACUGAGACCCCUCUCUGGACAGAUUCAUAUAAAAUUCGAAUGCUUCCACAGUUCAAGAAAAUGCUGAAGUCAGAGGAUGGAAGAGGUGUUGUGGGUGAAGCGAAUGGAGCUCAAUUUACAGUAAAUAUGCUUUUGGAUGAAUGUGAUGCAUUGACCGGAAACUUUCAAUGCGCAAUCGUAGCCAAGGUCAAAGGAAAAUCAAAACAUCCGAAACACAGAAAUGGAGCCGUAAUAUUUGAGAUUGUGCGAGGCAUGUACAAACUACGGUCAACCACAGUUUCAAAACCCAGUGACAAAUGUAAGCCUGAAGCUGAUGCGUCCAUAGCCUUGACGGCAGAAAAAGUAGUGGUGAAAAAAAUAGACAAAGAAAAGUCGGCAGGGAUUCGGAUAAAACCCACACAAUACUGGAUAGUGAUAGCCGGGAUUUUGCUGACGUUCUUUUAGUAGCAGAAGUACUGAUAUUUUGUACAGGGACUCUUAUUAUGAGUAUUUUGACUUCCUAUAGAUAUGCUUUUGAAAUAGAUUAUAGCGGGGUUUUUUUGUAUCGUAAGUUUGUAAACUUAUGGACAUUCAAAA
Messenger RNA from Ostrea edulis (European flat oyster), 1615 nucleotides. RefSeq lists its product as uncharacterized. The record is from RefSeq and is a predicted model, not a curated record. The transcript has 11 exons. Bases 143 to 1483 code for a protein of 446 amino acids. NCBI's taxonomy places the organism in Eukaryota, Metazoa, Mollusca, Bivalvia, Ostreida, Ostreidae.